Messenger RNA from Anoplopoma fimbria (sablefish), 1664 nucleotides. Its product is annotated as exosome complex component RRP40-like. The record is from RefSeq and is a predicted model, not a curated record. Bases 78 to 812 code for a protein of 244 amino acids. Gene Ontology annotation, molecular function: RNA binding. NCBI's taxonomy places the organism in Eukaryota, Metazoa, Chordata, Actinopteri, Perciformes, Anoplopomatidae. Gene Ontology annotation, biological process: CUT catabolic process; U4 snRNA 3'-end processing; nuclear polyadenylation-dependent rRNA catabolic process. Gene Ontology annotation, cellular component: cytoplasmic exosome (RNase complex); nuclear exosome (RNase complex). The transcript is spliced from 4 exons.
UGCUUCCGGUGUGUCACAUUGAUCUCCGUCCGACCAGCAGCAGCAACAACGCGUGAGGAAGCCGCUGCAGAGACGCGAUGCUCUCCGCUUUAAGAGAGAGAACCGGGGACGUUCUGCUACCGGGAGACGAGUUCUGCUUCCAGCCCGACGACACCCUCUCUCUAACGGGCCCCGCUCACCCGGAGAAGCUGGUGUGUGGACCGGGUCUGAGGCGGAGCGGAGACCGGCUGCUGGUGUGUAAGAGCGGCGUCCUGCGACACAGACAGCCCAACACGUUCUGGAUGGAGUCCCAGCAGAGGAGGUAUGUCCCCGCUAAAGGUGAGACCGUCAUCGGCAUCGUGACGGCCAAAUCGGGAGACGUCUUCAAGGUGGACUUUGGAGGAAGUGAGCAGGCGUCUCUGUCCUACCUGGCCUUUGAGGGAGCGACCAAGAGGAACCGCCCCAACGUCCAGGUGGGCGACCUGGUGUUCUCCCAGUUCCUCAUAGCCAAUAAGGACAUGGAGCCGGAGCUGGUGUGUAUGGACAGUUCAGGACGAGCCAAUGGGAUGGGAGUGUUUGGAGGAGGAGGUCUGCUCUUCACGGUCUCUCUGGGACUCGUCAGAAGACUGCUGUCCCCCCACAGUGAGGUCCAGUCAGACCUGCAGCAGCUGUUCCCCUGUGAGCUGGUGGUCGGGAUGAACGGCCGUCUGUGGGUGAAGUCCUCCAGCGUUCAGCAGACGCUCGUCAUCUCCAACCUGCUGCAGAGCUGUGACACCAUGACGGCCCAGCAGAGACGCCAGCUGUUCAGGAGGGUGGCACAGGGGGCGCUGUAGACCACAUCAGACCUCAUCCCACACCUGAAGAUAAACCUGGACCAGCAGCUGUUCAGGAGGGUGGCACAGGGGGCGCUGUAGACCACAUCAGACCUCAGGUACACCUCCACCUGGUUCCAGAGGACGGGUCCUUGUGCAGGUUCUGCUCAGGUGUGUUGGAUCAGAGGGAGGGUUGAACAGUGAGCCUCUCUGCUGUCAUAUAUAUCACAUAUAAAUAAUGUACAUUUAUGAAUUUGUUCUGAGUCUUUUGACCCCUCAGAUUCCUCUCAGGACCAACCCACAUCUACCUGACACAUGGGAAUGGACCGUAUUUGAUAAAUGAAAGAUUAUUUUUAUCCCUUUGCCUUUGUUGGAUAGUCAUGACACUCGUGAGUCGUUAUUAGAUCAAUAUCCUGAUGUGAGACUAGAUAUCAUAAUAUUGAUAUAAUAAGUCUUUUCCUGGUUUUAAAGGCUGUAUUACAGUUUAGUGAUGUAUGUUCUGAACUCAGAUUCACUAACUCUUCUGUUCUUUGCCUACAAACUCACUCUAUUCACAGAACUGAUGGUUAUCAAAAACAUCAUUGUGUAAAUGUUUUGAUUGAUUCAAAUGUUGUGACGACCACAUACUGAGAUGUUCCCAUCAGAUCAAUGCUUCCUAUCAAUGCUUCCUAUCAGAUCGAUGCUUCCUAUCAAUGCUUCCUAUCAAUGCUUCCUAUCAGAUCGAUGCUUCCUAUCAGAUCAAUGCUUCCUAUCAGAUCGAUGCUUCCUAUCAGAUCGAUGCUUCCUAUCAGUGUGUUCUUUGUUUUCUGUUACAUGUGUCACAAUCAGUCUCUCUGAAAGAGAAUCAUUAAAGUUUCCUUCUGUUAAUUAACU